Fragaria vesca subsp. vesca is the source of this 1151-nucleotide messenger RNA. RefSeq lists its product as uncharacterized. The coding region runs from base 222 to 1151 and encodes 309 amino acids. The record is from RefSeq and is a predicted model, not a curated record. The transcript has 3 exons. Lineage: Eukaryota; Viridiplantae; Streptophyta; Magnoliopsida; Rosales; Rosaceae. Gene Ontology annotation, cellular component: nuclear pore cytoplasmic filaments; nuclear pore. Gene Ontology annotation, biological process: protein import into nucleus; post-transcriptional tethering of RNA polymerase II gene DNA at nuclear periphery; RNA export from nucleus. Gene Ontology annotation, molecular function: structural constituent of nuclear pore.
AAGAAAAAGAAAAAGAGACCGACUUAAAUUAGGGACUGCAAAUUGACGCAGAGUUCCCGCGGUUCCGGCUUAGUUUCAACGCAACACACACAUUUAUAUACUUCGAUCGAGAUCGAUGGCCCCUACUUCUUCUCUCUACUUUCAUCCACGUACUCUCCGCCCUCCUCGCAAUUUCAGGUUGAUUUCGAUAAGCCAUCACUGGUUUUGAGCUAUACAAAACGAUGUCUUCUUUCGGAUUUGGGUUCGGUCAAACCCCUAACUCUUUUAAUCCUCCAAAGCCGUUUUCUGAAACCAAAACAGCCUUUGGAUGGAGUCCUUUUGGAAACACAACCCCGCCUUGUGGCACUACCACAAUCCCGGCUUUAGCCACUAACAACGCUACUUCUGGCACUGCUAGUAGCCCAGCGUUUGACUUUUCCCCUGUUUUUGGUGCCCCGGUUUUCAACAGUGCUAGUGCUCCAGCUUCUGGCACUAAUUGUACCAUCACUUUGGCCACAACAGGUUCCCCGGUUUUUGGCACUAGUACCCCAACUAUUGGCACUACUGUCACCAUAACCCCUGGUGUAGGCACUUCUAGUGCUCCAACUGGUGGCACUAACGCCAUCGCCAUAACCAUAAAUGUUGGCACUGCUAGUACUUCAUCUGUUGGCAAUGGUAUCACCAUAGCCCCCUCUGUUGGCUCUACUGUCACCAUAGCCCCAGCUUCGGGAACUAGUAUCACCCUAAUGCAAGCUGCGGGAACUACUAUCACCAUAACCAGCAACCCAACUUCUGGUGUAACGAGCACCCCAGGCAUUGGUGCUGCAAGUACUCCAACCGUUUGCUUUCCAACAUCCACUGCUCCUGCAAGCACCCGAGGCGGUUUUGGCUUUCCAACAUCCACUGCUCCUGCAAGCACCCGAGGCGGUUUUGGCUUUCCAACAUCCACUGCUCCUGCAAGCACUCAAGGUGGUUUUGGCUUUCCAACAUUCACAAGUCCUACAAGCACCCAAGGCGGUUUUGGCUUCCCAGCAUCCACUGCUCCUGCAAGCACCCAAGGCGGUUUUGGCUUUCCAACAUACACAACUCCUGCUUCAACUUCCACCUUUUCCAGCAGUAAAGUUGGUGCUUCAUCUCAGUUUGGAACGCAGAGUUCUCCAUUUGGUAAGUAA